Falco peregrinus (peregrine falcon) is the source of this 7922-nucleotide messenger RNA. It is a transcript of the gene MLXIP, whose product is annotated as MLX interacting protein. Gene Ontology annotation, molecular function: RNA polymerase II cis-regulatory region sequence-specific DNA binding; protein dimerization activity; DNA-binding transcription factor activity, RNA polymerase II-specific. The coding region runs from base 76 to 2814 and encodes 912 amino acids. The record is from RefSeq and is a predicted model, not a curated record. The transcript has 17 exons. Gene Ontology annotation, biological process: regulation of transcription by RNA polymerase II. Lineage: Eukaryota; Metazoa; Chordata; Aves; Falconiformes; Falconidae. Gene Ontology annotation, cellular component: nucleus.
GGCCCGGGGCGGAGCGGGGCGGUGGCGGCGCAGAGCGGGCGGCGUGCUCGGCCGGCGGCUGGCGGCAGCGGGGCCAUGGCCGCCGACGUGUUCAUGCGGCCGGCGCGGCUCCUGGGGGCGGCGGGGCCGCUGUCCCCCCGCACGGAGCCCGAUGAGGACUCCUCGGACACGGACGACGGGGGUGCUUCGCCGGGCGGAGGGCGGCGGUGCGGGCCGCGGCGGGGGCAGCCCCCGGGCCCCCAGAUCAUCCACUCGGGCCACUUCAUGGUCUCGUCGCCGCACAGCGAGCACCCGCCCAAGAAGGGCUACGACUUCGACACGGUCAACGAGCAGACCUGCCAGACCUACCAGUUUGGGGCGGCCCGCGGCGGCGGCGGCGCCGGGGGACGCCUCAGCAUCGACGCCUCCCUCACGAAGCUCUUCGAGUGCAUGUCCCUGGCCUACAGUGGAAAGCUGGUUUCACCAAAAUGGAAAAAUUUUAAAGGCUUGAAGCUUCAGUGGAGAGAUAAAAUCCGUCUCAAUAACGCCAUCUGGAGGGCAUGGUACAUGCAGUACCUGGAGAAGCGCAAGAAUCCAGUGUGCCACUUUGUGACUCCGCUGGAUGGCUCUGUUGAUGUCGAUGAACAUCGUCGGCCAGAGGCCAUUGCAACAUGGAAACGGAGAAUUGAAAUAGUCAUCAGGGAAUACCACAAAUGGAGAACAUACUUCAAGAAAAGGUUACAGAAACAUAAAGAUGAAGAUCUUUCAAGUUUGGUCAGGGAUGAUGAUGUGGUUCUCUGGCAAAAAAGAAGGUAUGACAGAGAAACCCCUGUCCCUAUGGAGGAAGGAAGCCUUUUGGAUGCAGAUAUGCUUAUAUCGGAGUUCACCGACACCCUGUUCUCCACACUGUCUUCACAUCAGCUGGUUUCCUGGCCAAAUUCCAGGGACAUAGCACACUUAGGAAAUGCUGACAUGAUUCAACCAGGGCUUAUUCCUCUCCAGCCAAAUUUUGAUUUUAUGGAUACUUUUGAGUCUUUUCAGGAUAUAUUCAUGCCCAGUCGUUCCAGUAAUUAUUUCCCUUCUGUGUCUGCUGUCAACUCAGCUACAACAGAGAGCAGCAGCCAUUCUUCCCAGUCUCCUGUCCUGCCGUCGGGUUCCUUGCCCAACACACUUCCAGCAGGGAACAUCAGUGAUGGACUAAUUGCUUCCUCAGUACCUGCUCCUGUCAUUCCCGAUGUUGGCACUGACCAGUGUUCCAGCAUUAGAAGUGGGGGAUCUUUCAUCCAGUCAGCGGACUUUACUCCCAGCUCGUCUCUCAGUGGGCCACAGACUUUCAUGCCAGUGUUUCAGACGCCCUUGCCACUGCUUCAACCUGCCACACAACAGCACCAGUCCCCGAUGCCUGCAGUGCCUCUGAAUUCGAGCUUAAGUUCUCCACCAGCUGCGUUUGCUGCACCAGAAACCCAAAAGUUUGGCCUCUGUGAAUCUACGGUUAUCACCCACACAGCUUCUGCCACGUUGACCCACAACGCCCCUGCCACCACCUUCAGCCGGAGCCAGAACCUUGUCCUGGCCACGCAGCAGCCGGGUGCAGGAGUGCCCUGUAACCUGGCUUUCCAGACUGCUGUCCUGCAGGGGCAGCCCCGGCCCCAGCUGCAGUCCCAACUGACAUUUGCACUCCCCAAAGCUGUUCCUCUGGCCACUGCUGGGACAAGGCCCAAACAGUCACAAAAAAUAGUGCCUGCUCCGAAGCCUGAAACAGUGUCCUUAUUGUUAAAGAAUGCCUUCAUCACCCCAGCUGCCUUUCAGGGACAGUCCAGAGCUGUGAUUGUAACUCCAGCACCUUUAAAAAGAGAGGGGAUUUUGACGCCAGCCACGUCUCAGUCUGAUGUUGCAAUUGCACCAGCUGGAAUUGUCAGAGCUCCCGGGGUGACGGAGUUCCGUAGUAACAUUGUGGUUGGUCCAGCACAGCGAGCACCAAGUAGUCAACAAACCCAGUCCACAGUCUCACAUCUCUUCUCUCCUAGUGUAGUCCAGGAUGCACUGGUGAAAGGAGAGCAAAUCUCUUCCCACAGUAGCAGUUCACAAGUUCCCUCACCUACACCUAGCCGAGACUGUCAGAAUUCAGGCCAAGCUUCCCCCUGCACCUCUGAGCAGAGCCCCAGUCCACAGUCUCCCCAGAACAGCUGCUCAGGAAAACCUGCCACGGACCCUAAUAUGGCUGCAUUAAAGAAUCGAAGAAUGAAGCAUAUUUCAGAACAAAAACGAAGGUAUAAUAUCAAGAUUGGUUUCAGCACUCUGAACAGCUUGGUUUCAGCCAACUCCAAAUUGAUCAGCCAUGCAAUCACGCUCCAGAAAACAGUAGAAUAUAUCUCUAAACUACAGCAGGAAAGAACACAGAUUCAAGAGGAAUCCAGGCGCCUUCGGGAAGAGAUCGAGGAGCUAAACGCUACCAUCAUUUCUUGUCAACAGCAGCUCCCUGCUACCGGCAUUCCCAUAACACCACAAAGAUUUGACCACAUGAGGAGGAUGUUUGAUGAGUAUGUGAGAAGCAGGACCCUGCAGAACUGGAAGUUUUGGAUUUUCAGCAUUAUUAUUAAGCCAUUGUUUGAGUCCUUCAAUGGGAUGGUUUCCACAGCAAGCUUUAAGGAUCUGGAUCAAACUGCAAUGGCCUGGUUGGAUCAACACUGUUCUCUUCCUGUUCUGAGGCCAGUGGUACUGAACGCACUCCGGCAUCUAAGUACGACCACCUCAAUUCUGUCAGAUCCAUCGUGCCUGCCAGAGCAAGCCGUUGAGGCAGUUAACAAGAUGAACAAAACAGCUGGCGAAACCUAACCAAAGACAAUGAGUUGCUUAUACAAGGGGUGGAGAACCAGCCAGCCUGGUAGCCUGGCAAGUCUCCUGUCAGUUGGUGCACUUUAGAAAGAAUUCUCUCCAUCACCCGAGAUGUUGUUCAGGACAUCUGGCUUUGCCUUCAGAAUAUGUGGAAGUUGUCAAAACGUUUUGAUUCCUCUUCAGUGCUGUGCUGUACUCCGUUAAGUGAGAAAACACCAAGCUCAGGUAAAUUUAGCAGGUUUGAGUCCUGCAGGCAGCAAUAUAUCUCCAUCAAUGCAGCAUGCAUCUAUAUGCAACAAACCUAUUUCUAUGAAACAGCUUCAACUACUAAGUUCUCUGAAGUGUAAAUCUUGUACGCCAAGGGAUGUUCUCUUAAAGGAGAAUUAUACUUUCAAUUUUGUGAAACAGAAUGUGCUUUUUAUUUUGUUUUCUGGUAUUCAGUUCCAUUUGUUUUACUUGAAAAGUGAAAAUUGUUAAAAACAGGAUCAUAUUAAAAACCAAAGGAGAAGAAAAAUCUGUCAAUGAUGUCAACUUGUGGCAAAAAUACUAGAAAUAAAAUCUCAGGCUAUGUUUUGUGUAUUUUUGUUUUAAUGAGUCUAUCAUUGCAUAUGAUCGGUUUCAAGACAUGCUUUAUUUUCUAGUAAAUAAAGUAGCUGAUUUUUAUUAUUUUUCCUGAUAUAGCCAUUGCACAUGAGUAGCAGGCUGUGCAGUAAGUGCAAGAAAGCAGUUUUAGAUUGCAUAAUUCUGCAAUUAGGAUAGACCAUGUAUUUCAUACCCAAUUAAUCUAUGAACUGUUUUCUUGCACUUUGCAGAGUUCAGCUGCCUUCCUCAUAAAAUGUGCACAUAUAAAACACAUCCAUAGAUAAAUAUUGUAGUGCUUCAGAGACAAGAAUUGAGUUUGUAAUGUUAAGAAAUUGGCUUUUUUGUUUUCUCAGAAACUAUAUCAAACCACAUGGACUUGUAGUCAGUUCUUUGCUGCUUCGUCUUUUUUGAUUUUUCUUUUUGUCUUCUAUCUGAAAAACCUGAAGGACUUCGCUAAGUUUGGUCUGUAUAGGAACAGUAUGUUCAACGUGAAUUAUAAAACAUAUAAAAAUGUUUCAAACCUGAAAUACUGCAUAACAUUUUUCUGCGACAGUCUCAGCGAGUACUGUGCUCUCCUGCAGAUAAACUUAGGCCUUGUUACAGCAGUGACAGCCUGUUCGUCCUGGGACAGUGCUGAGAUACUCAUUCCAGCUGACUGUUCAUAGUCUGGAAUGAUCCUGUGACCCUUGUAAUUCCACUCAUUGCUUGAUUCUGGUUCCUAAGAGCUAUGCAAACUGUGGGUAACAUUUCCCUUGUACCUCCUCUGAGUAGUUUUCCUCCAGUUCCGAGAGCUGGCUGCCUGGAGGCGAUUAGCAAGCUAUGACAGAGCUAAAAUGAGGAGCAGCUAAAACAUUUGGGCAUUGAACGUGCUGAAAUGGGGUCUGUAGGUUCUCCUUUGGGGGACACAGCUUUUUUCAGCAUUGUCCUCAGUCUUCUCUUGGUGGGCUGAAGUUUAAAAGAAACAAUAGGCCUGGGGAGUAGGACUAAGCAUGGGGAAUAUUUUUUCUUUCAACUUUGUCCUGAGAUUUUGCAGCUAAUGGCUUUCAUCGCAGAGUUCCUUUAGGUGUGAGUAGGACUGUAGCAAGAAGAAAAGCAGGAAAGGUUAACCCCGGGGUCCUCUCCCUGAGCAGAGGUACUGUGAGUUGAGGAGCUGGGGGCUGAAGGGGACUGCUGGGGGAGACAGGAGCCAAAGGGGAAGACAAAACAGCAUGAUCUAAGUAGCAACACGCCUUUCUGUAGCUGUGCAGACAAAUGACGAGAUGUUCUCUCGUUUUUCUUUUAUUUUUUUCCCCCAGUAGAUCUGUCAUAUCAUUUCAGGUUUGUGGCACAUGUGAAAACCUGUGUCCCCGUGAAAGAACCAACAAGAAUCCAGGCUUCAGCUAAGGAAUAGUUUGUUGAAAUAGUGUAUAAAGGUUGUCAUAGUAAUUAAAUAGUAAGUAGAUUUCCUGGAGGGAUCCAUAUCUAGGUCUUUCGUAUGUAAUAUUGUAAUCAGUUAAGCAAUGUUCUUUGGGAUGCAUCUGGAUAAAAAGCAUUGAAUAAGUGUAAAUUCUUUUUUUAAAUUAGUGCUUUAAAUCCUCCCAUUUUUUAUCAUUGAUUGUGAACUUGAUUCCAGUAAAGUCAUUUAACACUGUGAUUAGCUGGGGAGUGUCCCUCAAGUUUUUUACUGGAUUAUCUCAUUGAGAUGCGUAGUAUACUAUACCUACAUGCAUAUUUGCAUGUUAAAAAUAUGUAUCCAGUUUUCUAGAAAGAAACCAGUAGGCAACUUGUCCAAGAACAGAAUCACUCCUGUGUUUGCUGUACUUUUCAGAUUAACAAAUUCUGUAAUGCGUGCAGUGUGGUCUCUUGCUUGUCAGGCAGUGAUUGUGCUUGAUUUUUACUGUUACCAGUAUCAAUGACAUCUCAGUUCUCACUGAAUGGAUUUGGAAGCUGAAAGGGACCCUAAAGGAAUAGGGAGGAGGUAGUGUGACUGAACUGCUAAAAAUUUUGUUCAUUUGCAGUUUUUAUCUGGAUGUGGAUGGAAAAACUGCUUAUUGCACCAUGAGCUGGUUACAAUUGGAGGGAAAGUCCUUAUUUUAAUAACUUGUGGUGGAGAAACAAGCUCAUAGCACUAUGAAAAGACUGCAAAUCUUAACAUAGUAAAGAGAAAUAAGUCAGAGAUUGCUUACUUAAGCAAGAGUGUAGGAGGGAGGGAAGGAAAAGUGAAAAGAUGCUUUCCAGGUAGUGCAAUUACCAGAAAUGAUGUGGCUGCUUUUGAAGCAGUGAUUCAGUGUAUUGGUGUCACCCUAUUAUUGCAAAUCAGAGCUGGUUUUGUCAGUCAGCCUUGUGAGAGGUGUGAUUUCACUUCAUUUGGAAACAUGGGAGGAAAAAGCUGGUUUAUGUCCCACAUAUGCACAGUAGAACUGCUGAGGAUUGGUAUGAAAAGAGAUCGACCACGUUUGUAUUGAUGUCUGCAUAGUGUUCCACUUUGGCUUAUAUUUGAACUCCUUUGUCUAUCUUACCUCUCGAGGAGUCUAAAUACUGUAUUUCUUUUUUAAAAAAAAAAAAAAAAAAAGUUUGGUAACACUUUCUCCCCUAAUUUAAGCAGUCUAAUUUCCUCAAUGUCACCAAAGUAUACUUCAGCAAACAAAACACACAGUGCCUGUAGUCUACACAGAGUUGCAGAUGAUGCACAUCUGUCUUCAGUGUAUUGGUGCUAAACUUUCAAAGAAUCUCCAUGUAAUUGAACACCAGUUAUAUUCCAUCAAAUCCAACACAUUUCACUUGAUAAAGGAGCGGGUAGGUAAAAUUUUUAUGGCUUGUGAUAUGCACAAAGUCAAACUGAGGUUGUCUGGUGGUUCCUUCCGAUCUUGAACUCUGUUAAUCAGUAUAUUGCGGAUGGCCCCCAGCCCAAACAAAUUUGGGAGGACUUGUGCGUUACCUGGUGUAGCUGUUAGGCUUGAACGGCGCUCCCUGUUAGCGGGAGUGAGUGGUGAAAGUCUAGGAGCAAACUAGAACUGAAGGAAUUCAUGGGUAGUAGGAACAGAGACAAGUGGAUGCUUCAUCUUGACAGUCUGAUCGCUGCACAAAACCAAAGGAUUCUUGAUUAAUACCAUUUGACCUAAUUGGCAUGUUCUUCCAUGCUUUUCUAGACCCUUUGGGAAGACUUUCUUGAAGAGAGGCUUACUAGAAUGUUUCCAUCUGUGCCUUAGAUCUUGGCAUUAGUGUGUGCAUUUGAUUUACCUGAAGUCAUACAUUCUUCCCCCUGGUACAAUGCUAUGUGGAAAAUUCAGUGAAUUGACGAAAGGGGGGCUUCCCUGGGUUUUAAGAGGUUUUUAUCUGCGUGGCAUUAUUGUGUCCCACUGAAACUGAAAUUGUGAGAAACCGUGUGUGUGUGUGUAUGGGAAAAAUUGCGUCUUUCCUGCUGACCUCACCAUCCUCUGCUCCCAAGUGCACAAGCACAUACACCCACAUGUACAUACUGUCAUACCAUAAGUUUGACAGAAACCCAUUAAAUAUGCAAAUGCUGAAAUCUCUAAAUCUGGCUUGAAAAGACAAAGGGCUGUCACAUUGCAUUGAAAAAUAGCAUCCCUUUACUUUGCAUAUUCAGAGUUUUUUUACAUUCUCUUGAGAGUGUGUGUGUACACGUAUGGUAGAGGUGAUGGGGCAGGUCAUACUUUGUUUUGUUUGCUUUUAAAGCCCAGAACUCCUUGAGAACAGGAGAGGGAAGCUCACUGCAGAAAUGUUCAGUAAGAUAAUGCUUCUGUGUACAAAUUACUUGAAAGCUAUUUCACUUCCUCUGUUCCUGGAGUGGAUAAUUCUUGCCUUGAUGUUGCCAACUAGAAGAUACUGCUGAAAAUAGAAUGGGUUGUUCGCUAUUUCGACCUUUUUCUUUCUUUCCUUUUUUGUUCUUUUCCACCUUUAUUGCAUGGGAAAACACCGGAAAUCAGAAGGCUGAUGAUACCUGGUUUAGGUGCUUUGGGAAUUCAGUCAGUCCACUAAUCCUUGGAGGACUAUAGACAACUGUUGAUGACUUUUAGGAGGUUUGUUUUGAUUAUGUGAGAUAACAGGAGUUUUCCUGUUACUCCUUCUCAAUUUAUACGCUUGAGUUUCGGAGGAGAUCGUUUGUUUGGGUGGCUUGUUUUUUUUUCUUUCAGAGGGCUCCAAUAUUGUUCCCAUAACAUCAGUAAAGGCCUCAAGUUUCCUUUCGUUUCAUCCAUGGUUGGAUUUCAUGCUUAUUUACUGCAUUAGAGCAGAAGUGGUAGUACUGAAUUGUAGCUUGAUCCGUAAAACUUGAUUCAGUUACGACAAAACACAUCUUGGGUAUAUAAUAGAAUGAAUGACUUUCUAGCCAUUGCCUGAACUGCUUUUAUAUCUGGACUUUUCCAACAUGAAUAAGAUUUUGAAUCAAAAGAUAUCAAUGUUAGGAACAAGGCUUUUAAUUAACAGUACAAUGAAUAAGUUGCUCUCUUUCUUCUUCUAACCUUGUAUUUAAGUGUUUUCAGUGAAUGGAGUUCAUUCUUGUUAAAAAAAAAAAGGCAAAAAGAAAA